AUGUCAUCAGCAAUCCUCUCCCGUUUAGAAACCUGUGUAACUCGCUUGCAAAAAAUCAAUCCAAAAUCAUCUUCUGGUGGUAGUUCUUCAUCAUCAAGCGAUGCUGCUCCUCAAGUUGUUGCCUAUGAAGAAUAUUACAAUGAUAAUAUUGUUCCAUUGUUGGAAACCAUGACAAAGAUUGGAGGUGAAACUGCUCAAAUGAAAGAUGCUGUUGAACAAGGAUUCAAGGGAUUAGGUAAAGUCAUUGCUUUGGCUUCCACUCAUCGUAAACCAUCAAGUAAUUAUGACGAAACUAUUGGUCAAAUUCUUCAAAACAGUGGAAUUGGACAAGCUUUGCAAACAACUGCUGAUUUCCGUUUCAAGAAUUUCAAAUCAACUCAAGUUAAUCAUUUAUAUGCCAUUGAAGAAGGUUUGAAGGUUGUUUUGUGGCCAACUACCAAUACUACUAUUUCCUAUGUUAAGGAAAUGGUUAAUGCAGUUUCAUUCUAUACAAUGAAGGUUUUGACCUCAACAAAGACUAAUAGUGAUGCUGAAGUUCACAAGGCCUAUGUCAACCAAUGGAAAACAUUGAUUGAAGCCAUGUCUGUUUAUGUGAAGGAAUUCCACAUGACUGGAUUGACUUUUAAUCCAAAGGCUGCUCAAGAAGCUAAAUAA
Molecule: messenger RNA, 654 nt
Organism: Naegleria gruberi
Lineage: Eukaryota; Heterolobosea; Eutetramitea; Acrasida; Naegleriidae
Exons: 3
Coding region: 1-654 (217 amino acids)
Biological process (GO): regulation of adenylate cyclase activity; cytoskeleton organization
Cellular component (GO): cytoplasm
Molecular function (GO): actin binding; adenylate cyclase binding
Source: RefSeq, a predicted model, not a curated record